AUGAGCGGAGGCGCCAGCAGAGGGGCGACAACAGUGAAGUUGUUCGAUGCUCACUGCCACCUCCAGGACCCCAGGAUCUUUUCCGUGGCGACCCAGAUCAUCCGUAAAGCCCAAGAGACCGGCGUCGUCAAGUUCGCCGUCAACGGUGUAUCCGAGGUGAUCCAAACCGCUCUGCAAAUUUUGGGAUUCUGUGGGUUUCGGGGGUAGGAGUUGAUGGGUCGGAGUUUGAAGCCAGGAGUCUUAUUUUUAAUGUUGGUCGCGGUCGUUUCUACUGCAUUUGUUCGUUUUUUCAGAAGGAUUGGCAUCUGGUAAAGCACAUGUCCGAGCAACACCCCUGUGUGAUCCCCUGCUUUGGCCUCCAUCCUUGGUAAAAAAUAAUAAUAAUAAAAAACUUUAUUACUCAAGAUUAUCAGUAAUAUACCGGGUAUUUUAUUUUCUUUUGAUUCGCUUUACCAUCAGGAAUUGAAUUCAUCCGGCGUACCAUGAAAUGGUUUCAGGUAUGUUCUCGAGAGGUCACCAAACUGGUUGAGCGUGAUGAAGGAAUUCUUCAGCGCGGUGCCUGGUGCUGCAGUCGGCGAAGUAGGACAAUGAUUUCCCUUUCUGCGAUUUCCGUUGAUAGUCUGCAUUAUUAUUAUUAUUAUUAUUAUUUUAAUCCUGAGAUGUUUGGGUCCUAAUUUCUUAUUUCUUACCCAUAUUCUUAUCACGUGGGAUAUUUUUAUCAUCCAAUGCGUUGCUUUUCUUCAGUAUUUAAUGUUCUAAUGGACCAAUUUUUUCAUUUCCUUUCUACAUUAUUUGAAACUGAUGCCUUGUUGGUAUUACCAUGUGAAGAGAGAUCAACUUCCUAAUGUACUUGUCAAAAAUAUUAAUUUUAUUUUAUUCUUUAGCCUUAGAAAGACGAGGUAUUUAGCUAUGCGAGCUAAGUUUGAAUUAGAGACUUCUCUUGAUGCUUCACAUCUCGUUCCUUCUGCCCUUUGCCUAACUUUUUGGCGAAUGUCUUUUGUGCUUUGUGAUGCUCCUCCUGCAACAUGUUUUUUUUUUUUCCCAAACUACAUAGCCACCCUGUAGAAAAUAUUUGACCGUAUUUUGGAAGGUUUUCAUGUAAUAAAAUGAUAUACUUGUUGAAAACCAUGCAGGAGAUGCUACUCGUCAUCUAGCAAUUGUUCUUGUGAAACAUUUUGAGUUGCUUCAUCCAGCUGAGAUUGUUUCAUUUUUUUAUUUUCAAGCAGAUGUUUUUCGUAACUGAUCGUCUGGUGGAGCCUUUAAAAGGCAUCGAUCAGUCACCCAACUGUUCUUGGGAGUCAACUUGUUUUAAUGGUGAAAUUUUUUGAGUGUGUCUGUAUUUGGGAAUCUUUUGGGAUCAUUGUUGGAAGCUCUCCCCAGAUUUAUGGGAUAAGAGAAAUAUUCAAUCAUGGGUGGGACAUGGAAUUUCAUAUUAUUGGCUUCACCUUUUGCCUUUAUAAGCUCAGUUUUACUGAUUAUUUGUUUCAAACCAAAUAAUCUUCUUCUAGAUACAAAUCUACUUUGAUAUGAAAAAAUGGGUUGGCUUUGACAUCGUGAGAAAAGGUGAUUUUCUGCUACAUACGUUAUACAAUUAUUCUGUUUUGAGAAAAUGUCAGCAUGAUCGGAACUCCAGUACUCUUCUGUUUGAAAAUUUUUAGUCUUUAUCAAUUUAUUGGCCGGUGAUUAUCUCCCUUAGAGAGAUUCCAUGGGUUCCAUUCUUGGAUUCAUUGUUUCAAACCAAAUAAUCUUCUUCGAGAUACAAACUACUUUGAUAUGAAAAAAUGGGUUGGCUUUGACAUCAUGAGAAAAAGUGAUUUCCUGCUACAUACGUCAUAUAAUUAUUCUGUUUUGGGAAAAUGUCUGCAUGAUAGGAACUCCAGAACUCUUCUUAUAUUUGAAAUUUUUUUAGUCUUUAUCAAUUUAUUGAUCGUUGAUUAUCUCCCUUAGAGAGAUUCCAUGGGUUCCAUUCUUGGAUUCAUGCAUCUGAUCUCCAUCUUGACCAUUUUCAGAUAGGAUUGGAUAAAGGUUCGCAUGGGAAGAAAAUUGACUUCAUGGAUCAGGUGAUCCCACAGAAAGUGCAUAUUUAGUAUCAUUUAUAACCUCGAAAUUUGCAUCUCAUUUUUGAAUUCAUGUAAUAAAACUGUUCAAGAAAAAAAAAAUGAAUUCAUGGAAAAUUGGGUCGAAAUUUCUUUUGCUCCUAAUGGAUAUCUUCUCUCAUACGCCAUGAAUCCCAUUAUUUAUUCCUCAGGUUCAAGUUUUCCGACAACAACUUAAACUAGCAAAAGAGUUAGAGAGGCCUGUUUCUGUUCAUUGUGUUCGAGCCUUCGGUGACCUUCUAGAAAUACUGCAGUACGGUUACUUUUCUCAUCAGUUUUGAUAUCUUUCAUCGACGCUUUUAAUGUACUAAUACAUAAACCAUGCUAUUAUGUCAUCAGUUUUCAUCUGCAUGUAAACCAUGCUAUUAUGCAUUAGUUGUUCAGGAUGGUUUAGGGUUGAGUCUAGAUUUUCUUUGUCUUUGCCGUUGUCGAUAUGGCAGGAUUAGAAUGUGGAGGAGAACGUGUAGCAUGGGCUGAACUAAUAUCGAAUUCAUUGGCUAAUAUCCUUGUAUCAUACCAUGUCUGCACGGCCUUUUGGUUUGUGUCCUUUCCUUUUAGAAGCAUUGCAGAAAUGAUGACCAAAUAAUCAUCAGGUUAUCUCAGAUGGUUUCCAUGCACUUUCCCUAGUUUUCUUUUAAGGUAUUCUAUUUUUUUAGAAAUAUCAAUUUGACUACAGCUUCUGUCUUUCAAUACAUUAACCAAAAAGUUUUUCCAUUUGGGUUUCUUUUUCUUGUUACUUUGAUUUUUCAUAUUGUUCGUCUAACAACUGAUCUGAUCGUUGUUCUUUGAAACUGUCCACUUGUCUACGAGGAAUAUCUACAACAAUGGAAUUUCAAACCCAUUAUUAUAAUGUUAGGAUUCUUUUUAUUAAUUCGGACUAAGUUUUGUCUGAAUAUCUCUGUUCCUCAGUUGUUGGAUCAUUGCAUCUUGAAUUGGUCUUUUUUAGAUGGACUAUAGACUAUUGAAUUAAUAGGAAGCAUGCGAUCCUUUUUUUCAUCAAAGUUGGAGUAUAUAUUUCGUUUUGAUCUGACGAAUUGUUAAACUCUAACGAUAACAAAACCAAAACAUAUUGGAUCUACUCCCAGAACGAAAUAAUUCAAAUUAUUUCUUCAGAUGAAUAUAUUCACUCUUUGGAUGAACGGGCCAACCAAUGGGGAAAGGGUUGACCCUUGGGUGACAGGGUCACCCUUUGAUGGAAUUACUGACUCCUGUUGAGCAGAGCAGCCAGGACAAUCGGGAAGAGCAUCUGAUAUGUGGCCAAAUCACAUGUCAUUCAAAUAUUACUCCAGAAAUUCGUUGCAAUGGGUAUGGAAAGGGCCAUCCACUGUAAUGAAUUAAUGUCUCCCCUCAUGUUUUCCAUACCUUUUGGCUAACUCGAACCUUAUAGUCCGUGGAUUGUGAAACAUUGCACCAAAGUUCCCAACUUCUAUUUUUCUUGGUCGUGGUCAUGUCCAAUUAUAAAUUCGUAUACAAAAAACCCUUGUAGAAUAGAUAAUCUUGGAUAUGAACACCCUCAACAUCCUCCAGAAAAUGGCAAAAUAAAGUUUGCCUUUGUUCCAAAUCACCUUUAAUUGGAGAAUAUGGCGUGUGAAUUGUUUCUUGACUAGUGCAGACAGCUGCCUGUGAACAUCUUCUUUUACUAGAGCACUUUCUUUACUACGUCACUUAGUUUUAAAGAUCUUCAACACCACCAGCUUCUACUCUUGGACCUCUGUAAUUGACUACAACUGACUUCCCCGCGACACCAGAAACUUUGUAGCUAAAUUGUGUUUCCAUGAACAGUAGCUUCUACUACAUUGCGAUUUGUUAACCUUUGGGCUUAUAGAAAACCUUCAUUUUCAUUUGACUGGGGCUCCCAUCUGAACUUCGAUAGGGUGUCAUUGUGGACAGUUUCGGUCAGUAAAUGGUGGAAAACGGUGGAUAAGAGUUUAUAUAUUUUUGUUGCGGCCAGUGAGCUAGCGUACAUAUUUUCUAGUUUAAUUUGUAUUUUUCCUACCCUGAGCUCUAUAACUCAUCUAUGAGCCAACCAUGCCAGCUAUCGCAGAUGCUUGACAGUCUCUCUGGUUAUUAGGUCUGAGGGGCCGUUCCCAGCAGGUUUGAUCCUCCAUUCGUAUCUCGGGUCGGCUGAAAUGGUCCCAGGGUUCGCCAAGCACGGUGCUUAUUUUUCUUUUUCUGGGUACCUAACGAGCAUGAAACCACAGAAGGCGAAGAAAAUGCUUAAGAUGGUGUGCCCUUUGAUCCUCUGUUGCUUCCCCGACAAAUUUUGUUGUGAGAUCAUGCGGCCAGACAUUUUUAUCGCAGGUACCCACUGACAGGAUUCUGCUGGAAUCGGAUGCACCUGAUGGGCUUCCACAGCUGAAAGGAUGCUCCUUAUCAUGUGUGCCUGGGGAUGCUUCCAUUCCACAAGAGCAACCGGUGCACAGUGGGACAACCAAUAUAGAUUCAAAGGGAACACUAAAUCAUCCUGCAAAUAUUUCUACUGUCAGUUCUUUCUUCUUCUUCUUCUUCUUCUUCUUCUUCUGCUGCUGCUGAGUCUUCUUUGAAGGUGCAACAAGUUCAUAAUCAUGCAGCUUAAUAAGAUUGGUAACUAAUGAGAGUAAAAUUCCAAUAGCAAUCUCUAUGGUCUGUGUUUUUUUCCCUGCGGUGUAAGUCUCUGAGCUUUAUUGGAAGCAGGGAAUCCAUUACUAAUCAGCUUCCGAAGAAAAAUUCUAGUUUUGGUAGCAGAACUUGUUCUUCUAUGUUACUUGUCAACCAAGCUCUGCAUCCCCCAUCUCCAUAUGUUCCAUAAUACUGUACUUCCUCUGCCAAGUAUCAAUUAUGUUCACUUAUCUAGCCUUAUUUUGAUCGCCUGCAUUCACGAAUCAGAGAUCUUGCUACUUUCCUAAAUUGCUUCCUCCGUCUCAGGUGCUGGGUUAUGUGGCCACAUUGCUGGAGAUGCCGGAAGACGAACUCGCACAGGUGAGUUACAGAAACGCGAUGCACCUAUUCUCGUAUCCUGGAUCAAAAAUUUCAGAAGAAGCUGCUCUCUUAUGA
Molecule: messenger RNA, 5129 nt
Organism: Spirodela intermedia
Lineage: Eukaryota; Viridiplantae; Streptophyta; Magnoliopsida; Alismatales; Araceae
Source: the annotation of a GenBank genome assembly